This is a messenger RNA of Dictyostelium purpureum, 1212 nucleotides long. RefSeq lists its product as uncharacterized. The coding region runs from base 7 to 1074 and encodes 355 amino acids. NCBI's taxonomy places the organism in Eukaryota, Evosea, Eumycetozoa, Dictyosteliales, Dictyosteliaceae. The record is from RefSeq and is a predicted model, not a curated record. The transcript is spliced from 2 exons.
AAUAAAAUGAAAUUACUACAUAUUUUAAUAACUUUAUCAAUAAACUAUUUAUUAGUUUUUGGUUAUGGUGAAUCAGAUUCACAAAACAACCCAAAUCACUAUGAAAGAGAAUCAUUCAAUCUUAUCAAUUUAGUAAGAAUGUUUCCAACCCAAUAUGCAAACACUUAUAUGACUGGAUACACAAAUUUAAAUUUAAUGUUUACCACAUAUAAACCAACAACUCCAAUUUAUUUAAACAACACUUUAAAUCGUAUGUCUAAAGCCCACUCUUAUGAUAUGUCCACAAAUAACUGCUUCUCACACAAUGAUUGCGUUAAUGGUUCAAGUACUAGUGCCCGUUUCAGUAGAUGGACUUCAUGUACAGGAAGUGGUUGGGGUGAAAACAUUGCUGCUGGUUCUUCAACAGGUAUUGCUGCCAAUAAUUUAUUAAUCUGUGAUGCCACAUCUGGUAAUGCCUGUUCAGCGGAUGGAAGUGGAUAUGAUGGUCACCGUAAAAACCUUAUGAAUGCUAACUAUAAAGUUGCUGGUGUUGGUUAUUAUUACACUUCAACCUCAACCUACAAACAUUAUUGGACCCAAGACUUAACUGGUGGUACAUGUAAUAACCCAACUGGUCCAAUUUACUCUGGCUACCAUACCUUUUUUCCAUCUACAAAUCCACAAUUCAUUGUAAAUUUUUACAGUAAAACUUUGUCAACAUCUACAAUGUCAUUGGUUUUUGUUGGUGGUUCAACUGUUUCAAUGACCAGAGCCUAUGGAAAUGAUACUUUUGCAGUUUACACUUACACACCAACAUCAUUCACCGUAUGUGCUAAAUACUACUUCACAACUACAACUACAAGUGGUGCUACCUAUAGAUACCCAGAUACUGGCUCAUUACAAAUAAGUAAGGAUACAACUUGCAAUUCAUGGACUAGUAGUACUACCGCCUCCUCAGCCAUCAAUAAUCUCAUGGCAGAAGAAAAUAUUGUUUACAAUGAUAUUGAAAAUCAAACAAACAACUCAUUAUCGCUAAUUCAACAAUCAACAACUUUAUUAUUUUUGUUAUUAUCUGUAUUUUAUUUAUUUUUGUAAAAAUUUAAUAGAAAAUUUAUUUUCUAUUAAAAAAAAAAACUAUUUAUUUUAUUAAUGUAUAAUUACAACAAAAAAAACUCUAUAAUGUUUAAAAAUAAAAAUUUACAAUAAAGCUAUUUUUAUGAUUAUAAACCACCC